AUGACUCCGCAGCCGCCAUCCAUCAACCCUUCAUCAUGGCAGCCAUUGCCGCAGCCUCUAUCAGAUAUAGAGCUGGAGGGCAUGCUGGAUGCAAAUGAGCCAACCCAAUGGAUGCAAGAGAGCCAUUCUUUUGAUACAAAUACUGACUACGAAUUUCAACCAUUUCCCUCAGACAUCAGUGAUCUGGAAUGGUCGCAGUGGACAAAUCAUGAGUCACACGUCAUACCCACCGCCGAUGCACAACCUGGACAUCAAGACCGUGAAGAAUUGAAGGCUUCAGAAAUUCUAUAUGAUUCUGCUCCGCCUUUAGCAGGAGAAUAUUUUGACCCAUCCUUGCCGCAACCAAGUCUCACCAAUGUCUCACAGUGGCUUGAUGGGGCAUAUCGUCCCCCUGUAUCAUGUGCCCAUUGUCGCAGGCAUCGGCUGCAAUGUCUGAUAAUCCGCACUGCGCCUGCCAAUCCAAAUCCCAGAAACUCCUGCUCAAGCUGCGUGGCCCUUUUUCGAGAAUGCAGCCUAGCAAAGGGAGAGAAACGCCUCCCGUCGGGCUUUGAAACUUUCUCUCCAGUCUUGGGUCAUCUCCACGGUGUGCCGGAAGAUGGAAACCCAUUGCCCGCUACAACUAUGGAAAAUAGCGAUGAACGAAAAGAGCCCAAACAGUUUCUCAGAAAAGGAGCUAGAGUUCUCCGCGAGUGGUUCUAUCAAAAUCAAGAAUAUCCUUAUCCAACUGAUGCACAAAAGAAUCAGCUGGCCGAUGAGACUGGCUUCUCCCAAAAGCGCAUAUCAACCUGGUUUGCAAACGCGCGCCGCCGCCAAAAGCAAAAGAUCCAGACUGCGGGACUUUCUUCAACAUCCCGUACCCGCUCAGGCUCCCCCAUGGUCACCAGCACGCUGUCUUCCCUGACACCCAUGGAGCGAUGGCAGGCUUCCCCGCCAGAAGAUGAACCUGUUCCAGAAGCGGCAAUUCAAAAUGCCAUUGCCUCUGGCUCGAUAGAGUCGGAUGACAGCAUUGACCCGUUCCAGUUCGAUGGGUCUGCCAUGGAUUUCUUCAAUUUCGACCAGAGCUCGUCACAUUUGGCGUCCUCGGUAUCCAGCAUUGGAAGCAAGGCAUCUGAAACAUCUGGUAGUGCCUCUUCAGCAUGGAGUUAUCAUUCCUCAGCAGACACGGGGCUGCCAUUCCCACUGCUCCCCAAGCAAACCAAACCCAAACGCAUUCGAGGGCGGCAACGACCCCCAGCAGUCGAAUAUCAUUACCAGUGCACAUUCUGUACGCAGUCUUUCAAGAAGAAACACGAUUGGGCCCGCCACGAGAAAAGUGUCCAUCUCACCCUUGACUCCUGGGUCUGCACUCCAAAUCUCAACGACGUCCAACAAGCGUUCGAACUCCAGUUUUCUGAAUGCCCCUUCUGCGACGUCCUUUUCCCAACGCCCGCCCAUUGGGAAGAGCAUGAAUUCCGAGUAUGUGCCGACAAGCCUGCUCAGGCGCGUUCAUUCAGUCGAAAGGAUUAUCUAUGGCAGCAUCUGCGCAAGUUCCACAGUUGCACGAAGGUCCCCGUGGCUGACCUCGAAGCCUGGCGCGGAUCGGGCGCCAAUGUCGAAAGCCGCUGUGGAUUCUGUGGAUGUUCACUUUCCACCUGGUCAGCUCGGGCAGAGCAUCUGGCGGGUCAUUUCAAGAAAGGGUCUCGUAUGGAUCAAUGGGAAGGUGAUUGGGGUCUGGAUGCAUCUGCUUUGAGUGUUUUACGCAACGCGAUCCCACCGUCCCAGCGGGCCGUCGUAAACAUGUCUGUUUAG
Molecule: messenger RNA, 1788 nt
Organism: Penicillium samsonianum
Lineage: Eukaryota; Fungi; Ascomycota; Eurotiomycetes; Eurotiales; Aspergillaceae
Product: Homeodomain
Exons: 1
Coding region: 1-1788 (595 amino acids)
Biological process (GO): regulation of DNA-templated transcription
Molecular function (GO): DNA binding
Source: RefSeq, a predicted model, not a curated record